AUUCGGUCCCUCACUUCGUGUUGUGUCUGUUUAUCUCUCUCUUUCUCUCUGUUUGGUUUUGUGGUUUUGAGUGAUAGUCAAAUCCAUGGCGACUCAAGGUCAUGUGAUCACCUGCAAAGCUGCGGUGGCCUGGGAACCCAACAAGCCUCUCGUGAUCGAAGACGUUCAGGUCGCUCCGCCCCAGGCCGGAGAGGUCCGCGUCAAGAUUCUCUACACCGCUCUCUGCCACACCGACGCUUAUACCUGGGGCGGCAAGGACCCUGAAGGUCUCUUCCCUUGCAUUCUUGGUCAUGAGGCUGCAGGGAUUGUUGAAAGUGUUGGUGAAGGUGUUACUACAGUUCAGCCAGGAGACCAUGUCAUCCCUUGUUACCAGGCUGAAUGUGGGGAAUGCAAGUUUUGCAAAUCUGGGAAGACAAAUCUAUGUGGAAAAGUACGUGCUGCCACUGGAGUUGGAGUUAUGAUGAGUGAUCGUCAGAGCCGUUUCUCUAUAAAUGGAAACCCUAUUUACCAUUUUAUGGGAACCUCAACAUUUAGCCAGUACACCGUUGUUCAUGAUGUUAGUGUUGCAAAGAUAGAUCCAAAAGCUCCUUUAGAGAAAGUCUGCCUUCUUGGAUGUGGUGUUCCUACUGGUCUCGGAGCUGUUUGGAACACAGCAAAAGUAGAAGCGGGGUCAAUUGUUGCUAUCUUUGGCCUUGGAACUGUUGGUCUUGCAGUCGCUGAGGGUGCCAAAACAGCUGGUGCAUCACGAAUCAUUGGUGUUGACAUUGAUAGCAAGAAGUUUGAUGUAGCAAAGAAUUUUGGAGUUACUGAAUUUGUGAAUCCAAAGGACCAUGAGAAGCCAAUCCAACAGGUCCUAGUUGAUCUCACUGAUGGUGGUGUUGAUUAUAGCUUUGAGUGCAUUGGGAAUGUCUCAGUGAUGAGGGCUGCCUUGGAGUGCUGCCAUAAGGGUUGGGGAACAUCGGUUAUUGUGGGUGUUGCAGCAUCAGGGCAGGAGAUAUCAACUCGUCCCUUUCAGCUGGUGACUGGUCGUGUGUGGAAGGGAACAGCCUUUGGCGGUUUCAAGAGCCGCUCACAGGUGCCUUGGCUUGUAGAGAAGUACUUGAAGAAGGAAAUCAAAGUUGAUGAAUACAUCACCCACACUUUGACUCUUGGGGAGAUUAACAAGGCAUUUGAUUUGAUGCAUGAAGGGGGAUGCCUUCGGUGUGUGCUUUCUACUGAAGCAUAAGAUUGCGUAAUUCAAGUUUCUCAUGGGAUGGAACUUAUGUUGCAUUUUUCUAUUCUGUUUUGUAUGUAUCAUUCUUACUGAUAACUCUUCCAAAAUAACCGGAUGUUGCUGCUUUUAUAAGUAAAAUCCCUGCUGGUUCACUGGA
Molecule: messenger RNA, 1370 nt
Organism: Argentina anserina (silverweed cinquefoil)
Lineage: Eukaryota; Viridiplantae; Streptophyta; Magnoliopsida; Rosales; Rosaceae
Product: alcohol dehydrogenase class-3
Exons: 8
Coding region: 86-1225 (379 amino acids)
Biological process (GO): formaldehyde catabolic process
Cellular component (GO): cytosol
Molecular function (GO): zinc ion binding; S-(hydroxymethyl)glutathione dehydrogenase [NAD(P)+] activity
Source: RefSeq, a predicted model, not a curated record